Rhizophagus irregularis DAOM 181602=DAOM 197198 is the source of this 657-nucleotide messenger RNA. The record is from RefSeq and is a predicted model, not a curated record. NCBI's taxonomy places the organism in Eukaryota, Fungi, Glomeromycota, Glomeromycetes, Glomerales, Glomeraceae.
AUGAAAAUUGAUAAUACUUCAUCAAAAAUAGAUCCAACACUCGGCAAGUAUUUAAUGAUUCUCAAGUAUGCGAAUCAAGCUGAUUUAGGUUUGUCAAAACAACUCGCUGAAAUGUCACAUGGAAUAAACGAGAUUAAAGGAGUACCUUACAUUGAUCCACAAGCAUUCAAAAAUAACGAAUACAAACUAGACAAAAAAUCAGAUGUGUAUAGCGUAGGAGUUUUGCUUUGGGAGAUAUCAAGUGAACGUCCUCCUUUUGAAAAGUCAACAAAUAAAGUAUUUACAAUGUUAUCAAUUGUGACUGGGAAUAGAGAACAGCCACCACAACCACCACAACCAAUUUCCCCAACACCAAGUGAUAAAAUAACGAGUUCAUCAUCUAGUUAUAUUAAUGAUUUUAGUGUAUCUAUUUCAGAUGAAUUAGAAGAAAUUAAAAAAAUGGCGGAUGAUAAAAUCAAUAAUAAAGAAAAUAAUAAUACACAAGGUUCUAAGGAAGAUAAUGAAAAAAUUAUUAUAUCGGAAGAAGAUGAAAAAUUUUUAAAUAUUUUAGUCACAAUUUUUGUGAAUAGUAUAAAUAAUGGUGAUGAAUAUUAUCAAACAGCAAUAAGUCUUUUUUGUUUUAUUGAAGAAAAUAAUAAAGAUCCUACUGAUAUCUAA